This is a messenger RNA of Erigeron canadensis, 2834 nucleotides long. RefSeq names its product proline-, glutamic acid- and leucine-rich protein 1. NCBI's taxonomy places the organism in Eukaryota, Viridiplantae, Streptophyta, Magnoliopsida, Asterales, Asteraceae. The coding region runs from base 73 to 2526 and encodes 817 amino acids. Gene Ontology annotation, cellular component: nucleus. The record is from RefSeq and is a predicted model, not a curated record. Gene Ontology annotation, biological process: rRNA processing. The transcript has 13 exons.
CCUAAAAUCUCUCCCCUCCUUUUUGUCCCUAAACCCUCACAGACACAAAAACCAGUAGAGUUAUCACUGCCAAUGGCGGCAUUUGAGUUUGUUGAGAAUCUAAACGACGUCGCAUUGAAGCCCAGACUCCUUGUUUCGCUCAUCAGAGAACACAUUCCCGACGAGAAACAGCAGUUACGGAAUUCAUUAGUCCUGUCUCGCGUUGUAUCUGAAAUCAAAACUCAUGAAUUGUUAUCCGAACGCGUACCUCAAUCUGCUGCUGACAAUAACAAAUUUAUCGAAAAAUGGAAAUCCGCCGUCGAUUUGUGGAUUGAUCGUGUCCUUAUGCUCGUCUCCAGUAACAUGCCGGAUAAGUGCUGGGCCGGAAUUUGUUUGUUAGGGCUGACUUGUGAAGAAUGCAGUUCCGAGAGGUUCCUUGCAUCUUACUCUGUUUGGUUUCAGAAGUUGCUUUCACAUCUACAGCCUCUUGCAGAGUCUCACUUUGUGAAGAUUGCUUGUUGUGUUUCAUUGUCGGACCUUCUUACAAGGCUGGGUGGGUUUCCAAAUAUGAAGAGAGAUGGAGCUUCAAGUGCUGCAAAACUUUUUCAACCAGUUUUAAAGCUGAUGAAUGAGGAUAGCUCAGAUGCUGAAGGAGCUGUUAAUUUGUUAUGCACUAUUUUGAAUUUGUUCCCAUCUUCUCUCCAGAAGAACUAUGAUUCUGCUGAAGCUGCUAUUGUCACAAAGCUUAUGUCUGGGAAAUGCAAUACUAUCAUGUUGAAGAAACUUGCUCUUUGCUUAUCUCUACUUCCUAAAUCAAGAGGGGACGAAGACAGCUGGUUUUUGAUGAUGCAAAAGGUCUUACUAGCUAUUAAUGUUCUUCUGAAUGACUCAUUUCAAGGUUUAGAAGAGGAAACUGCAACCCGUGAAACCAUGCGGGCAUUAGUCUUUUCAGGAAAAGAUCCUCCUACCCCCCUUGGAGGGCUUACAAUAUUCGACAUCUCUAACAAGGAAACAAUGCCAGAACGACUAGCUAUACCUAGUGUAUCUGCACUUAUGCUUUGCUGCUAUACAAUGCUUACAACUUAUUAUCCUGUUCAGGUUAAAGCUCCUGUUAAGCCAUUAUUAAUGCUUGCUGGAAGAGUGCUGAUGGUGGAUGGAUCCAUGCCACCCACCUUGUACCCCUCUAUUACUGCAAUGCAUCAGGAAUAUAUAUGUUCUGAACUUCCGUUGCUGCAUGCACACAGUUUGGAUAUCCUAUCUGGUAUUAUCAAGAAAGCAUGCAGUCAACUGUUACCACACACAGCACAGAUUAUCCGAAUUGUAAUGGAGUAUCUUGGGCGAUGUGAACUACCCGGACUAAGGGUAAAGCUCUAUGCUCUCAUAAAGUUGAUGCUGAUGUCCAUGGGAGUUGGGAUGACAAUAUUCAUAGCUGAAGAUGUCGUACGAAGUGCUUCUGCUGAUCUGGAUUUAAGAGUCGGUGCUGAAGCAGGUUCUAGUUUGGUUGUAAAGACUUCUGAUGCAUUGCCAAAGUCCAUACAAAAGAAAAGGAAAUAUGAAAUGUCACUUACACCUCCUAAAGUUCAGUCUCCAACUAUCUGUUCCCGUAGUAACCCCGUUUCCGUGAAGAUUGCCGCACUUGAAGUAUUAGAAAUGCUUCUCACUGUGGGUGGUUCAUUGAAAACUGACAGAUGGCGAUCAGAUAUAGACUUGCUUCUUGUUAAUGUAGCUACAGAUGCUUGUAAAGGUGGAUGGACAAAACCAACAACUGAUUUUAACAACCCGCAUAACAGUAACUCUAGUUGGGCUGAUUUUCAACUUGCUUCUUUACGUGCUCUUUUGGCGUCCCUUCUUUCCCCUGGACUUAUUCGUGCUCCAUCUUUGGCUCAGGGCCUUGAGCUUUUCCGUAAAGGUAAGCAAGAAGCAGGAACAAAAGUUGCAGAGUUCUGUGCACAUGCUUUACUGGCUUUGGAACUUCUAAUACAUCCCCGAGCCCUACCAUUGAUAGAUUUUGGAUCCUCCAUUGAGUAUCCUGUCAAUGGAAAUAAAAGCAGGUUUAUGGAGAACAUCACCAACUCUGGUCCUCAGCAACACAACAAUAACAUGUUUAGAAAUAAACCUGACACCCCUGAAUCAGAAGAGGAUGAUCUUUAUAAUAAAUGGGUAAGGGAAAAUGAUGAUAAUGAACCCCCUGUAACUCUGCCGGAAAAGAACACAUUUACAAAUGAAACUGCACAACAAUCAGUAGAAAAGAUUGUAUCUAUUGAUGGCCCCUCUGGUACAGAACCGUCUGAAGAUAAGGGAAAGGGGAUUUUGGUUGAGACACGAUCAGCUGAAAUAUUUAAUAAGAAUUCUGAAAUUCUAAGUCAAAAAGUUGACAUUUAUGAACCUGACGAUAUGGGAACCAGUGAUCUGGAGACCAAAGGUAAAGCACCUGUCUCAGGUUCAAAUGUAGCCAUGGAUGUUAUGUUUAGUUUAGGUGAUAACGACGAUUCGAUGGAUGACUUUCCUGAUAUCGUUGAUAUUGAACCAGACUCUGAUGAGGAUUAGGAUCAAGUUGCCUAACUUUUGAUAGAAAUCUAGAGUGGUAGGAUGUCUUGAGAAGGGGGAAUCAUAGGCCUCUUCAAUCUAGUGGUGAAAUUGUAGAGCAUUCCCAUACUCUAGUCAAGUUAUACCGAGGGCUUGGAUAAUGAUAUAUGGUUAUGGGGUUAGUUAAAGCUUUGUCUAUGAGGUUAUACUUGUGUUUAGAUAACAACUUUGUUUUCUCCAAUUUUGUAUCGUUCAUAGAAAUAUGAUCCACAGAUGACAGAUGUAAGAAUGCUUGUUUUAAAUACUUGAUUCCAUCUUAAUUGUCUAAA